Messenger RNA from Trichosporon asahii var. asahii CBS 2479, 582 nucleotides. RefSeq lists its product as uncharacterized. The record is from RefSeq and is a predicted model, not a curated record. NCBI's taxonomy places the organism in Eukaryota, Fungi, Basidiomycota, Tremellomycetes, Trichosporonales, Trichosporonaceae. The coding region runs from base 1 to 582 and encodes 193 amino acids. The transcript is spliced from 2 exons.
AUGCCGUGCGUUCUGAGGAGCGAGGAGGAUAUCGCCCGCUGGCUCGAUCUCGGCGAGACGCCCCAGGGCUGGGUGGACGGGAAGGGCGGCACGGCUGACGUGCUCCAGAGCGAGCCGGGGCUCGAUGUAUACCCUGUUCUCCCCGAGGUCGGCAAGAUUGGACAGAGCAAGCACGCGUACAUCCUCCCCGUCGCUGAGCGGAAAGACGGCAUCAAGUCCUUCUUCGCGAAGCAAAACAGCCCUGUUAAGCCGAAGGCGGAGCCGAAAGCGACGCCGAAGCCGACGGCUGAGGCAAAGGCUGAGACCUUCGUCAAGGCUGAGCCCGCAACGCCCACAACGUCGAAACCGAAGGCUGAGCCGACGUCAGAAGUGAAGGCUUCGCAGGAGAAGCCAGCAUCGCAGGAGUCCAAACCAGCUGCGUCUCAGGAGGUCACCGAAGUAGGCGACUCGGAGGACGAGAAGCCCUCCAAGCGGAAAGCAGAGCGGCAAGGUGGGCGACGGACGAAAGUUUCCCGCCCCGUGCCUGAAGCGAAGAAGGACCAGAAGUCAAUCACGAGUUUCUUCAAGUCUCCCCGGAAGUAG